Molecule: messenger RNA, 2013 nt
Organism: Oryzias melastigma (Indian medaka)
Lineage: Eukaryota; Metazoa; Chordata; Actinopteri; Beloniformes; Adrianichthyidae
Product: erythrocyte band 7 integral membrane protein
Exons: 7
Coding region: 49-900 (283 amino acids)
Cellular component (GO): plasma membrane
Source: RefSeq, a predicted model, not a curated record
CACUUUGAUAAACUCUCAGCGAGGAACAUUACCAGCUCAAAGCGGCAAAUGGAAAUGGAGAACCAGAUGGAAAGCCAGAGGAGAAGACAAGAUGGAAAAGAUGUUCUGAUUUCUGAAGGGACAGGGUCUUUGGGAUGUGUUGGAUGGUUUAUCGUCUUCCUCUCUGGACUCUUCAUGUUUCUUCUUUUUCCCUUCACAAUCUGGUUCUGUUUCAAGACCGUUCAGGAGUACGAGCGCGCUGUCAUCUUCAGGCUGGGUCGCAUUACAGACAGGAAACCCAAAGGACCAGGAAUCUUCUUUAUCCUGCCAUGCACUGACUCCCUGGUUAAAGUGGAUCUACGAACCGUUUCAUUUGACAUUCCACCUCAAGAGAUUCUAACCAAAGAUUCUGUCACCGUGAGUGUGGAUGGUGUGGUGUACUUCCGGGUCAGUGACCCCAUCGCUUCGGUGGCCAACGUGUCUAAUGCCGACUUUUCCACCCGACUGCUGGCUCAAACCACCCUCAGAAACGUCCUGGGUACCAAGAACCUCGCUGAGCUCUUGUCGGAUCGGGAAGGCAUUGCUCACAGCAUGCAGUCCAAUCUGGAUGAAGCCACAGACAACUGGGGAAUUAAGGUGGAACGAGUGGAGAUCAAAGAUGUCAAGCUUCCAUUUCAACUGCAAAGAGCCAUGGCUGCAGAAGCAGAGGCAGCACGAGAGGCCAGAGCAAAGGUGAUUGCAGCAGAGGGUGAGAUGAACGCAUCCCGCGCCCUAAAGGAGGCGUCCCUCGUCAUUGCAGAGUCUCCAUCAGCUCUGCAGCUUCGUUACUUGCAGACUCUCAACACCAUUGCAGCAGAGAAGAACUCCACCAUUAUCUUCCCAUUGCCCAUGGAUGUCAUAUCUCACUUUAUGCGGAAGUGAAGUUGCAAAGCCCAAAGUCUUCUUAAUGAGAUCUAAUCAUUGUACAUUUUAUGUCUACAUAAAAAGUUUCUUAAUUGUAUUAAAAUGGGUUGAACUUUUAUUACUGAGACAAAUCUAAAAUGCGUCAUGUUAUAUUUAAUUGUCCCCUUUUUAUUAUCUUGGUUAAAUAAUUUGGUUGAAUUCUUCCUUUUUAGACUUAAUAAAUAAUUUUGAAAUAUUGCAACUACAACACUUCUGUUACGUCUUUAAACUUGAAUCCAACUGCUCUCUGAAAAUACACAUUUUUUGUCAACUCAAUGGUUUUUGUCUCAAAUGUGAACAGAAAAAGCAAAGAAAAACCUAUGAAAAUUAAAAAAAUACAGAUACAUGUUUCUACUAAAAAAAUAUUGUAAAUGUUUAAAUAAGUGUCAAAUAAACCAAUGUAUAAUACUGAAGAUGAUUGUUGUGAAAUCUGGCUACACAGUACUUUGAUAUCUGUGACAUUUAGGAAGUAAAAUAGAAGGUAUAUAGUCUCAUGCCCCCUACUGAGGACCGUCAGAAGUUGCAGACACAUCUCAGUCGAGUCAAAGAAGAGGGGUUGAAGUUUAAAUGUUCAUUCCAAAAAACUGCAUGUAAUACAGUCUGAGCCAUUAAUGAAGAUCUACUAUUUCAUACAAAUGUUUAUACCUUCAAUUUUAUAUUUGUGGAGAAAUGUUGUACUUUUUUAACUUAGUAAGUAAUAUUGUUUUAUUUCCGUGUCUGAAGUAAAACAUUGACAAAAAAUAAAUAAAUCAUAUAAGUGGGAACAAGGAAGUGGAAGGUGCUUUACUGUUUUAGGAGAAUUGUGGGUGUGUGAAGCAGGGGGUGCAAUACCAUCAGAAAAAACAUUAGAGGGCACUAGUGAGGAAAUCUCUUACACAAAGAUGAAAAAACAUGUACUCUGUGCCAGUGAUAAAAUUACACACCAUUUUAAACUAUUCUAAAGAAAUGUCUUUAUGGGGACUAAAAACCUGGUCCCCACUAUGAAACUUGUCCUCAUACCAUGACUGUUUAAAAGGAUCGCUGUCCCCACAAUGUGACAAAUACGCACUUGCACACACAUACCCUUGAGUAACAGAAUUCUUGAGGCCUUGC